Pecten maximus is the source of this 2154-nucleotide messenger RNA. RefSeq lists its product as uncharacterized. NCBI's taxonomy places the organism in Eukaryota, Metazoa, Mollusca, Bivalvia, Pectinida, Pectinidae. The record is from RefSeq and is a predicted model, not a curated record. Bases 1 to 2154 code for a protein of 717 amino acids. The transcript has a single exon.
AUGGGUAAAUCUGACUUUAACAGGGGUAUGGGUAAAUCUGACUUUAACAGGGGUAUGGGUAAAUCUGACUGUAACAGGGGUAUGGGUAAAUCUGGCUUUAACAGGGGUAUGGGUAAAUCUGACUUUAAUGGGGGUAUGGGUAAAUCUGACUUUAACAGGGGUAUGGGUAAAUCUGACUGUAACAGGGGUAUGAGUAAAUCUGACUUUAACAGGGGUAUGGGUAAAUCUGACUUUAAUGGGGGUAUGGGUAAAUCUGACUGUAACAGGGGUAUGAGUAAAUCUGACUUUAACAGGGGUAUGGGUAAAUCUGACUUUAACAGGGGUAUGGGUAAAUCUGACUGUAACAGGGGUAUGGGUAAAUCUGACUUUAACAGGGGUAUGGGUAAAUCUGACUUUAACAGGGGUAUGGGUAAAUCUGACUUUAACAGGGGUAUGGGUAAAUCUGACUGUAACAGGGGUAUGGGUAAAUCUGACUUUAACAGGGGUAUGGGUAAAUCUGACUGUAACAGGGGUAUGGGUAAAUCUGACUGUAACAGGGGUAUGGGUAAAUCUGACUUUAACAGGGGUAUGGGUAAAUCUGACUGUAACAGGGGUAUGGGUAAAUCUGACUUUAACAGGGGUAUGGGUAAAUCUGACUGUAACAGGGGUAUGGGUAAAUCUGACUGUAACAGGGGUAUGGGUAAAUCUGACUGUAACAGGGGUAUGGGUAAAUCUGACUGUAACAGGGGUAUGGGUAAAUCUGACUUUAAUGGGGGUAUGGGUAAAUCUGACUGUAACAGGGGUAUGGGUAAAUCUGACUUUAACAGGGGUAUGGGUAAAUCUGACUGUAACAGGGGUAUGGGUAAAUCUGACUGUAACAGGGGUAUGGGUAAAUCUGACUGUAACAGGGGUAUGGGUAAAUCUGACUUUAACAGGGGUAUGGGUAAAUCUGACUGUAACAGGGGUAUGGGUAAAUCUGACUUUAAUGGGGGUAUGGGUAAAUCUGACUUUAACAGGGGUAUGGGUAAAUCUGACUUUAACAGGGGUAUAGGUAAAUCUGACUUUAAUGGGGGUAUGGGUAAAUCUGACUUUAACAGGGGUAUAGGUAAAUCUGACUUUAACAGGGGUAUGGGUAAAUCUGACUUUAAUGGGGGUAUGGGUAAAUCUGACUUUAACAGGGGUAUAGGUAAAUCUGACUUCAACAGGGGUAUGGGUAAAUCUGACUUUAACAGGGGUAUGGGUAAAUCUGACUUUAACAGGGGUAUGGGUAAAUCUGACUUUAACAGGGGUAUGGGUAAAUCUGACUUUAAUGGGGGUAUGGGUAAAUCCGACUUUAACAGGGGUAUGGGUAAAUCUGACUUUAAUGGGAGUAUGGGUAAAUCUGACUUUAACAGAGGUAUGGGUAAAUCUGACUUUAACAGGGGUAUGGGUAAAUCUGACUUUAACAGGGGUAUGGGUAAAUCUGACCUUAAUGGGGGUAUGGGUAAAUCUGACGGUAACAGGGGUAUGGGUAAAUCUGACUGUAACAGGGGUAUGGGUAAAUCUGACGGUAACAGGGGUAUGAGUAAAUCUGACUUUAACAGGGGUAUGGGUAAAUCUGACUUUAACGGGGGUAUGGGUAAAUCUGACUUUAACAGGGGUAUGGGUAAAUCUGACUUUAACAGGGGUAUGAGUAAAUUUGACUUUAACAGGGGUAUGGGUAAAUCUGACUUUAACAGGGGUAUGGGUAAAUCUGACUUUAACAGGGGUAUGGGUAAAUCUGACUUUAAUGGGGGUAUGGGUAAAUCUGACUUUAACAGGGGUAUGGGUAAAUCUGACUUUAACAGGGGUAUGGGUAAAUCUGACUUUAACAGGGGUAUGGGUAAAUCUGACUUUAACAGGGGUAUGGGUAAAUCUGACUUAAACAGGGGUAUGGGUAAAUCUGACUGUAACAGGGGUAUGGGUAAAUCUGACUUUAACAGGGGUAUGGGUAAAUCUGACUGUAACAGGGGUAUGGGUAAAUCUGACUUUAACAGGGGUAUGGGUAAAUCUGACUUUAACAGGGGUAUGGGUAAAUCUGACUUAAACAGGGGUAUGGGUAAAUCUGACUUUAACAGGGGUAUGGGUAAAUCUAAUGAAAGUGAUGAACACACUGCAUCAUUAAGACAUUCCAACUGUAAAGAGCUGAAGGUUUAA